AUGGAGGGAGAGAAGCAAAAAAAGGUGCUUGAUCGCGAGACCCGGGACAUGGUUUCAGCGCUCAAUCGCCGACUCCAAAGUCUCCACAAAAUGCAAUUAGGAGGCGAUACGAGCCACAACGAUGACGAUGAGACAGACGAUGACCACGGCGUCCGAGUCAUCACUCUGGCGGGUACCAAUGUGGGGGCAACAAUGCGAAGCGAGUUGGAUGAUAAUGACGGUGAUGUGGACGAUGACUCGGAGAAUGAUCCGUUAGCAACUUUUGUGAACAGCAAUAUUCAGGCUAUAAAUAAUUCUAUUAUGCUUGAUGGGAGUUACAGCACGAAUGAUCCCGGUGUUCAUUUGGAGAUCUGCGAUAAACAGGAAGCGAAAACCGAGCAAGUGAAGCAAAUGAGGGGCAAGAAGAAGGAAGGAGGGGCUAAGAAGAAAGGGAACAAAUCUUCGAAAAGUGAGCAGCAUACAGAUGGUAAUUCUAGUAACUAG
Messenger RNA from Daucus carota subsp. sativus, 483 nucleotides. RefSeq lists its product as uncharacterized. The record is from RefSeq and is a predicted model, not a curated record. Lineage: Eukaryota; Viridiplantae; Streptophyta; Magnoliopsida; Apiales; Apiaceae. The coding region runs from base 1 to 483 and encodes 160 amino acids. The transcript has a single exon.